This is a messenger RNA of Tyto alba (common barn owl), 1050 nucleotides long. RefSeq names its product CD226 molecule (gene CD226). The record is from RefSeq and is a predicted model, not a curated record. NCBI's taxonomy places the organism in Eukaryota, Metazoa, Chordata, Aves, Strigiformes, Tytonidae. The transcript is spliced from 6 exons. Gene Ontology annotation, biological process: positive regulation of Fc receptor mediated stimulatory signaling pathway; positive regulation of mast cell activation; positive regulation of natural killer cell cytokine production. Gene Ontology annotation, cellular component: external side of plasma membrane. The annotation marks the transcript as partial.
UGUGUCUUAGACAAUGUAGAAGGAAAGUUUGUGGAUUCAACAGUAAAACUUACUGAGAAGGUGAAACUGGAAUGCAGAUAUCCCCAAAAAGCCGUAAUAAUCCAUACAUCCUGGAUGAAACUUAAUGUAACUCAUAAAGAAAAUAUAGCUGUCUUGCAUCCAAUCUAUAGCAUACACAUUGAAGACAAAUACAAUGGCAGAAUUUAUUUUUAAAAUUAUUCCAGGGAAGACAAAUCCUUAUCCUUCAUCUAGAGCAGUUUGGAGGAUGUUGGUCUUUACUUCUGCUCCACUGUAACUUACCCAGAUGGAAUUUGGGAAAAGAUAAUAGAAGUUAUUGAGCCAGCUGAUGCUUUUGAAGUAUCUGAGAAACAAAAUAAUCCCAUGUUUACCAAGCCAGGAGGAAAUGCUUUUACUUGCCCUUAUAAAAUUGGAGAUUCAGUGCAGCAAGUGAAGUGGGAAAGGAUUAAAGCAGAUUGGGUAGAUAUUGUUCUGUGCAGCUUGUCAGGAAAACAAAGCUUUGGUUCAAAUUUCAAAGAGCGUACACUGGUGGAUUGCUCUGAUCAGGAAAACUCCAUGAUUGUCAUUCAAAACAUUACAGAUUCUGACUUUGCAACAUACCGCUGCCUAGCUACUGGAAUAAACACAACCUGUGUAAGGAGUUUUACUGUGGCUGGAACUUGGAAUCGUGGAUAGUUUAUUAUCUACAUAGCUAUAGGAAUUUCUGCUGCUGUCUUACUGUUAGUUUACCAACUGAUUUUCUGCAUCAUCACUGCUUAUUGCAAAAAAAAGAAGAGGAAGAGGAUCACAGAGGCCUUAUCAACAGAUUUUUACUCUACUCAGAUCCAGGACAAUGGAGAAAAAGACCACCCUGUUGCUCCUACUGGCAAGGGUGAUAGCAGCCAACAUGGACAAUGCAGACUUGGACGACAAUGUGGUGACAAAAAUGGUGGUGGGAUUUGUUCAAAUGAUGAAUCUAACCUUCGUAACAGUUUACGUACCUACUCCCAAGCCAGCAGAAGACCCUUUACCAAUUUUUGUGCAGGACAUUAA